AUGCAUGUGUCAUUGUGGCAGAAGCAGGAGCGGGGCAGUGAGGCUGGAGGGGAGACCAGAGAGCUGCACCGUGCCGAGACCGACCCCCCAACCCUGGACGCAGCCAUCCAGAACGCCCUGGCAGGCCUCUACCCUCCUUUUGAGGCCACAGCGCCCACUGUCCUGGGGCAGGUGUUCCACCUCCUGGACGCUGACUUCCGGGGGGAUGGGCUGAGCUUCCUCCUGGAUUUCCUGAUCCCAGCCAAGCGCCUGUGUGAGCAAGUCCGAGAAGCAGCCUGUGCCCCCUAUACACACUGCCUCUUCCUGCAUCAGGGCUGGCCGCUGUGCCUGCAGGACAAGGUUGUGGUCCACCUGGCCCCCCUCAACCCCCUCUUACUGCGCCAGGGCGACUUCUACCUUCAAGUUGAGCCUCAGGAGGAGCAGUCUGUCUGCAUCAUGAUCAAGUGCCUCUCGUUAGACCUCCGCACAGUGGACACGAAGCCUGUUCCCGCGUCAUCCUACCCGACACUGUUCACCCAGGAGUGGCUGGAGGCCUUCAACAAUGACUUUGAGGGAAGUCCCCUGCACAACUGCCUGGUCGCUUCAGAAGAGGGGAUUGUUCCUGUGCCCUGGACCAAGAUAACCAGCCCAGAGUUUGUGGAUGACAAACCCCAAGCAGUGACUGUUCUCUCCCCGGCCUGGGGUUCCCUUCAAUUGGAGGCACUGGAUUUGAGUGGCUCCCAAGAGCUGCACCAGGCCAGGUCUCCAGGCAGCCAGGUGCUUCUUGGCCAGAGCUUGGCCAAGGGUAAGGACAAGACAUAUGAGAUUAAGUACCCCGGACUUAUCAAGGUGGAGCAAGCCAGGCCUGGGGAGGUGGCCUUCAGGAUGGACGAUGUGGCCAGCCAGAACUUAGAGGGAGAGUAUGUGGCUCUCCUGGACUUUUCCCAAGAGAGCAGAGGAGAGCCUGUGAGUAGGGAGGCGGACACAUCCCAUGGGUGUCCUAUUGGGGCACUGGAGGAGCUGUCUGGAACUAAAGAAAUCCCUUUGCCCCAAGGGAGGCUGCCUCUCUCAGGGGCCAGUGGGGGACCUCCCCUGGGAAAGUGUGCUUGUGCAAAGCCAGCAAGCUUGGAGGAAGAUCCCUACAUUUUGAGCUUGAGGAGAAAGGUCGACCAUAAAGCCCCCUCCCACAACUUAGCACGCCAACCCCAGGAGCCCUACCUCAACGUCCCUGAGAACCCACUGCACUGUGCCUCUGGCCUCAGGACAGAUGUCUCGGAAGAGUCAGCUGCCUCCAAGAUGCAGGGGCCUCUGGGAAACCCAGAGGAUGUGGUCCAGCUCAGGCCUGGGCAAAAACAAGCAUCCUGUCCCCAGCUGUGCCCAGCUUCCCCUCCUGCUGCGCCCGCCCUUGAAACCAAGAUGGGAGAGAGGACCAAACAGGGAAGUGGGAGAUUUCCCAAGCCCAUGACUGGCCCUGGUCGAAACACCUCCUCUCCCGGAUCCCCAUCUCUCGGCCUCAAAUUCUCAUUCUUGAAGGGGCAGAGGCAAGCUCCCGUGCCCCCCGAGAGAGCCUCGCUCCAGCAUGACGGGCCCUGGAAGGUCUUGUGUUCACUCUACUCUCCCAAACCCAACCGAGCCAAGUGCUUGGAGAAAGCUGGAACAACUCAGACCAAAACAUCUGGCCCAGCUGCUGACUCAGGCCCACUGGCUGGAGGAAAGGCUGAUUUCCCAGAAGCUGCUACAGAACAAGGCCCCACUCUGGAUGAGGAGCCACCAGGGCCUGAGCCCAGGAUCGGGGCUCUGAGUAUGGAGAUCAUCCACUCCCGGAUAGCGUGCCUGCCAGGUGGUCGGGACAGGGCUGGGCGGCCCCUGCUUCUGCUGUCCACCACCCAGGGGGCCUGGGAGGCACCAUGGUGCACAGCCUCCGAGGUCGCCAAGCUGCUCUCCUACCUGUGCACUGUCCCCAGGCCAGAAGAUAAAACCAAGGGGCUGGCGGUGGUGAUUGAUGCCAGGAAGCAGCCUCUACACCCUGACCUGGUCAACGCCUUGAAAGCCACCCAGGCUCUGGACCCAGCCUCCAUCCAUGUCAUCCUCUUCCUGGGGGAGAAGGAGACUGCUCUUCCGCUGGAGACAUUACCUGACGUCCAGGUGGAGGUGCUGACCUCCUUAAAGGCCCUCAGCCACCACGUGGACCCCAGCCAGAUGCCCACAGCCUUGGAAGGCUCCUUCCCCUACUGCCACAGCGAGUGGGUGCAAUUCUUCCAGAAGUCAGACCCUUUCCUUGCUGACCUCCGCCAGGCCUCCUCCCUGCUCCAGGCAUCCAUCAGGGAGUUUGAGAAGGGUGACCCCCGUGGAGGGGCACAGGAGGCCUCCAGGUGUCUGAACAAGUCCAAGGAGCUGAUGGAGGCCGUGCUGAGGGACCCAGUUCUGCUGGGCCUCCAGCGGGAAGGCGGAGCCACCCUGGCCAGGCUGCAGCAGGAGGCCAGCAGGCUGGACUUCAACCCAGAUGUCAGGAGCCAUCUGGCUGAAGCCACUGCCCUCUAUAGCCUCGUGGACGAACAGCUGCAUGUCCUGGUCACCACAUCUAAUCACCUCCUGGGGAGGCUCGAGCUCCGCGUCCGCAUGGGCCGUCUGGAAGCUGCCAUCCACCAGGUCAGCAACUGGAUGGAGCAGGAAGGAAGCCGGUGCCUGCAAGCGCUGACCCCCAAGGACGGAAGCCUGGAGUCAGUGCAGAAAGCCCACCUCGAAUUUGAGGACUUCUUCCUUCAGGCUGCAGCCCAGUACCGGCAAGGCCUGGAGCUGUCCAAGCAGGCGGCCCAGCUGGGAGCCUCAGCGGGCCCCGCGGCGGGCGGAGCGGAGCUGCCGGAGCUGGCCGCCUUUGCCUCCACGCAGCGGGCCUUCCAGGCCAAGCUGACCCACUUCUACAUGGCUGCUGAGCGGCAACGCACGGACCUGGAGACGCUGCUCCAGCUAUACCACUUCUGCAAGAAGAUGGCCUGGUUCCACAUGGACUGUCAGGACCUGAUGACCCAGCUCAGGCUGGGCAAGGACCCAAAGGCCAGCCCGGGGGGCCAGCGCCGCCUCCACCGCUACCUGCAACGACUGUCGUCCGAGUUCCCUGCUGAGAAGCUCACGGCCAUGGGGCUGCAGGUGGCCUCGCUGAGCCGGGAGGACCUGGGCCAGGACCUGUGGGAGGAGGCCCGGCUGAGACACGGGGAGAUCCGGACCCUCCUGAAGAAGGCACUGGCCCACUGUCCGUGCCCACUGGGCCCCAGCGCCCACUCGGCACACUUGGAGCUACAGCGGCCCGCCUCCAAGGGCCAAGGUGUGAAUGGAGAAGGCACCUCCACGGGAAAGCGGGACCCGCCCUUCCAGGACUGCCUGGGCCUGGAUCGGUCACCAAAGCCCCGUUGGCCUCCUCGGGCCGAGAGACGGGGGCAGAACAGACAUCUCCAGGCAGGCCCGCUGCCCCCGGACGCUGGCCAGGCCACAGAGGCUGGUGAAGGCAAGGGCCCUCGCGAGCCCCUUGAUCCUGCCCCUGAGCGGUUUCCCACCUCCCUCUUCUCCUGGCAGCGGCUCCCCAGGCAGAGGCAGAUCCCCCACCCCACCGGGGGCAGCUCCUCCUCAGAGGGGACAGACUCACGGACGUCUCUGGAGGACUCGCCCCAGACAAGCCCCCCUGCCUCCCUCUAG
Messenger RNA from Eptesicus fuscus (big brown bat), 3669 nucleotides. Its product is annotated as KIAA1755 ortholog. The record is from RefSeq and is a predicted model, not a curated record. Lineage: Eukaryota; Metazoa; Chordata; Mammalia; Chiroptera; Vespertilionidae. The transcript has 14 exons. Bases 1 to 3669 code for a protein of 1222 amino acids.